Molecule: messenger RNA, 3606 nt
Organism: Oryzias melastigma (Indian medaka)
Lineage: Eukaryota; Metazoa; Chordata; Actinopteri; Beloniformes; Adrianichthyidae
Gene: tmcc1b
Product: transmembrane and coiled-coil domain family 1b
Exons: 8
Coding region: 786-2732 (648 amino acids)
Cellular component (GO): endomembrane system
Source: RefSeq, a predicted model, not a curated record
GACGUCACCGUGGGAGUGUCCACCACUGGGAGAAAUGAACGGUCAUCAACACAAUUCUGAGCGCUCGUAAGUUAAAAUUCAACCCCCAAAACCCCCCAAACAUUUUGGCUGUCGGUGUUCUGAAUGGAACGGGGUUUCAUGCAGGUCACGUGACGCAGGACUUGGCUGGUGACGCGCUGUCUGCCUCUCGCCUGUAGCUAACAGGACCGGAGCUGAGGCGAUGUUUUUUAGCUAGAGAGCUUAGCCAACCUGCUAAUUGACAGGCUGCGUGGCGAGUAAGCUCCUCAUUCUCCUCCAGGUUAUUCAGACGGAAGAAAAAACGGAACAUUUGGACAACAAAUCAAGUUUAUUUAACUUUAAGGACAACACCCGGUGGAGUGCUUUUAUUUAUUUAUGGGACUGCAUGUGUUUGCAAAAUUACCACAGAAUCCUGUGACUGAAGUUUCACCUUUUUAAACUGGAAAAAAUAACCGUGGCAACGUGUUUUUGGAACUUUCCUGGGAUUAUUCACUAUUUUUUAGUUGUGGAAGGAUCAUCACAUAUCUACUACGGAUGGCCACAACUAAAGCCUGACCUGAGGAGCAAGUCAGAAACAAACAGGUUGGACUCAUGACAAGCAUGACAUUGAGCCAGGCCACAGAUGCAUGCCCACUCAAAGGGUCCGACUGAGCGCCGACCCCUCUGCUUCCCUGGCGUUCCCCCGGCCGCUCGGCGGGGUGACGGCGGGGCGUAGCUAGUCUCCUGCACCCCCAAGUAGAAGCUCGCUGUGAAGCUGGAGGUCUCUGAUGGAUCAGGGUAGUAGUGAGCAGAGUCCAGAGGAGCCGGACUCAGCGGGCCGAGCGGAGCUGGAGGUUGGCCGGAGGGCGUCGGAGUCUGAGCACGGCUUGUCCAAAAUCACCCAUAAUGCCCUGGAAAACAUGGGGGCGUUUGGUCAUGGUUUGAAGCAGCUCUUCCAGCCACAGCGCCGGCGCUCCUCCGUUUCCCCACACGAGUCCGCCUCAACCUUCCCGCCCCCUGACCCCGCUGACGUAGGGCCAGACGUAGGCGACGCUCCCGCCUCCGCGGGCCUCCCUCCGGAUUCUGACGGCCCUGCCACUUCCGCUCCUCCUGCAGCUCUGAGUCGCGUCCUACAGCAGAUCAGAGGCCCACCGAUGAUGAAGCGAGGCACCAGCCUGCAGAGCCGCCGCAGCAAGUCGGGGGUGAGCGGGGACCCUCCGCCCAAAGGAAGCCCGCAGAUCCACCGGCGCAGCACUCAUGAAGCACUUCUGCAGGCUGGGCGCCCACGCUCCUCCUCCACCACAGAUACACCCAGCUGCCCCGCCCUGGUGGACAUACUAACAACCUCUGGAUACCACUCCACUGAAGAGCCUGACAAGGUGGAUCGGUAUGACGGCUCAGGCCCUGCUGUGUCGCCAAAUGCUCUCCCUUAUGGAGCAGAAGGUUACGACGCUGUAGACGGCACCCCAGACCCCCAGCGCACCAAACAGGCGAUAGCCCAGCUACAGCAGAAGAUCCUCAAGCUGACGGAACAAAUCAAGAUCGAACAAACCGCUCGGGACGACAAUGUGGCCGAAUACCUGAAACUGGCCAACAACGCAGAUAAACAGCAGAGCGCGCGCAUCAAACAGGUGUUUGAGAAGAAGAACCAGAAGUCGGCUCAGACCAUCCAGCAACUGCAGAGGAAGCUUGAGCACUACCACAGGAAGCUUCGGGAGGUGGAGCACAACGGCAUCCCUCGCCAGCCCAAAGAUGUUUUUCGAGAUAUGCACCAAGGACUGAAAGAUGUGGGAGCGAAGGUAACGGGGGGCUUCUCCAGCUUUUCACAGGCGACCCAUUCUGCAGCUGGAGCGGUGGUCUCCAAACCCAGAGAAAUCGCCUCCCUGCUCCGCAACAAGUUCGGGAGCGCAGACAACAUCGCAGCUCUGAAGGACUCUUUGGAUGAAGCGCAGGGAGACGAGGGCGUUGGUCCUGGAGGAUCGCGGACCCUGGGGACCGGACAGUUACAAUCCAGCCCCAAGUACGGCAGCGACGAUGACUGUUCAAGUGCUACGUCUGGUUCUGCAGGAGCUAACAGCACCCCUGGAGCCCCCGGAGGCCCUCCCAGCUCCAGGGUCAACACGCUGGAGCUCGCCCAGGCCUCAGGCUUUGAUGUGGUCCUCCACGAGAUCCAAGAGCUCCGGGAAAACCAAAGUCGACUGGAGGAGUCUUUCGACAACUUAAAAGCCCACUACCAGCGAGAUUACACCAUGAUCAUGGAGGCCCUGCAGGAAGAGCGGUACAGGUGUGAGCGCUUAGAAGAGCAACUUAACGACCUGACGGAGCUGCACCAGAAUGAAAUUCUAAACCUCAAACAAGAGCUCGCCAGCAUGGAGGAAAAGAUCGCCUACCAGUCUUAUGAGAGAGCCAGAGACACGCAGGAGGCACUGGAAGCCUGUCAGACGCGCAUCUCCAAGAUGGAGCUGCAGCAGCAGCAGCAGCAGGUGGUGCAGCUGGAGGGGUUAGAGAACGCCACGGCGAGGACUCUCCUCGGGAAGCUGAUCAACGUGCUGCUGGCCGUGAUGGCCGUGCUGCUGGUGUUCGUGUCCACCGUCGCCAACUGCGUCGUCCCCUUGAUGAAAACACGCAGCCGCACCUUCUCCACCCUCCUGCUCGUCAUCCUGCUCGCCUUCCUCUGGAGACAUUGGGACGCCAUCUCCGAGUAUUUUCACCGCUUUCUGCUGCACCCCAGAUGACCGGUCCAGGGGGCGGGUCUGUGAAGGAAACCAGUGCACUUGUACAGAAACGUGGAGUCUUGGCUUUCUUUUCUUACAGUUUUUCUCAAAACUCUUUUGAUUUCUGACUUUUGUUUUGAGGAUAAACGGAGCGAGGCUGAAUGUUUGGAAGAAUCUUUGUGUCUUACGUGCAAUGGUGGCGCCAGCACACGCUGUAGAAUCAGAGGAGGGAUGGGGAGGAUCCCGGAGAGAACUGCACAAUUGAUUUCUCUCUUGAGUGAAUUUGUUUACAUGAGGAAAAUCGUAUUAUUUCUUCUUAUUUUAUGAUGAUUUCAGUGGUAUUUUGAACGUCACUGCUAUUUUAAUACAGCUUUUUUAAUGGUGAUGAGCUGACAGUGUUCUUAAGAUUUAUUUAUCCAUGUUUUCAGAAGCUUCCUCACUAUCUUUGUGUCUUGUUUUUUUUUUUUUUUUCAGUCUGCUUUUGCCCUUUAUUCUGUUUUUUUUGGAGCUCGGGUGACCAAGUACGACUCUGUGCGCUCACUGUACCUGCAGGUUGUGGUGCCUCCACGUCGGCUUCAUUCUACUGGAAUCGCACUGGAUCAAAUAGUUUGGGACUGUUUCAUGUAGGUGUGGUGAGCCAAUAACUGGUUCUGCCACAGCUACGGUUCUACUAUCGAAGGCGUUUGGAGUCGCGACCUGCCAACCGGCUGCUACUUCUCAAAGCUCUUUCAUCGCAGAGAAACUGAAUGAACAUACUUGAAGAGCCGCUAAUGUGCUCAAAGACUCAGUGCUUCCGUACUGUUUCUAUUAGUGACAAUGAAAUAGAAAUACUUUUUAGUUUAUUUUUUGUUUACUUUUUAAAUGAUGAAUAAAUUUCAUGUUUUUGAAAGCUGAA